This is a messenger RNA of Saprolegnia diclina VS20, 2360 nucleotides long. RefSeq lists its product as hypothetical. Gene Ontology annotation, biological process: maturation of SSU-rRNA from tricistronic rRNA transcript (SSU-rRNA, 5.8S rRNA, LSU-rRNA). Gene Ontology annotation, cellular component: nucleolus; small-subunit processome. The transcript has 11 exons. The record is from RefSeq and is a predicted model, not a curated record. The coding region runs from base 19 to 2328 and encodes 769 amino acids. Lineage: Eukaryota; Oomycota; Saprolegniomycetes; Saprolegniales; Saprolegniaceae. Gene Ontology annotation, molecular function: U3 snoRNA binding; rRNA binding.
UUGGCAACCAAGAGCUAGAUGGCCAAGGGCGGGAAGAAGAAGGGCGGGAAGCGCAAGCGCCACGCAUGGGACGACGAGGACAAGCAGCCGGCGACGGCCGCCGAGCCCGUGCCCAAGAAGAAGUUCGACUCGAUGUUCGCGCAGUGGAAGAAGACCAACGUCAACCGGCGCAACACGCAGCGCGACAAGGCGCUCACGUACGAGCAGGUCAAGGCGCAGCAGUACAACGAGCUGCGCAAGGCCACCAAGGGCCGCCGUGCCGACGACGAAGACGAAGAUGACGAGCACGAUGGCAGCGACCAUGGCAGCGGCUCGGGCAGCGACGACAGCGCGUCCGAGGUCGACGAGGCCGUCGCGCCCACGCGCAAGAAGGCGUCGACGUUCCAGUCGUUCGUGUCGCUCUUCCACGCUGCGCCGGCGGCCAUCUCGGACGACGAAGCGCAGGAAGAAGAAGAAGAAGAGGACGAGAUGCUGGACGACGAGGAUGAGGAUGAAGACGAUGAAGAUGCAGACGACAAUGAAGAUGGCGAAGAGGACGACACCGCGCCCGUUGCCGACGAAGACGAAGAGGACGAGGAAGACGAUGCGUCUGCGCCGAGCCAGGUCAACGACGACGACGAAGACAAGGACCCGUUCCGCGCGCGGUACCUCCUCAAGGAGCCGACCGAGAAGGAGUUUGCGGCGAUGCAGACGGCCAAGCCGGCGCCGUUCACGAAGCUCACGACGAUGGACUCGCUCGAGACGCACGUGCGCAAGGGCUUCUACGAGGAGACGCCGGCGCACAGCCCGCAGCCUCUCUCGCACGUGCGCUCGCGCCUCUACGCGUCCUGGAAGCAGAAGAACCUCCUGACGCUCAACCCGCUACAGGAGCAGCUCAACGGCGCGCUGAGCAGCUACAAGGACCUCCUGUACUGCAACCAGACGGCCGAGACCCUGCCCGAGAUCCGCAAGGUGGUCAUGAUGCAUGUGGUCAACCACGUCAUCAAGUCGCGCGACACGAUCGCCCGCAACACGGAGCGUCUCGGGAAGAACGCGACGGCCGAGUACCGCGACCAAGGCUACUGCCGCCCCACGAUUCUCAUCUUGGCUCCGCUGCGGUCGGCCGCGUACCGCCUCGUGCACCAGCUUCUGGCGCUCCUGCCCGACACGGUCACGACCGUGCUCAACAAGGACCGCUUCGAAGAGGACUUUGGUGUCGAAGAGCCAAGCGCGCCGGAAGGUACCGAGUGGCAAAAGAUCUUUCAAGACGGCAACAACGACGACGCGUUCCAGCUCGGCGUCGCCUUCUCGCGCAAGUCGGUGCGCCUCUACGCCGAGUACCACCACGCCGACAUCAUCAUUGCGUCGCCGCUGAGUCUCCGCAAGACGAUCGGUGACGCAAUCGUCGACGUCGCCCCCGGCGACAAGACGUCGGUCAAGUUGCCGGUCGACUACCUCUCGUCGAUCGAAGUGUGCGUGCUCGACUCGGCCAGCGUCUUUUUGAUGCAAAACAUGGAGCACGUCCGCGCGGUCCUCAACGCGGUCAACGUGGCGCCCAAGGAAGCCCCGGAAGCCGACUUUUCGCGGAUUCGCGAGUGGAACCUCAACCACCAAGCGCACUUCUUCCGCCAAACGAUCGUGUACGCGCAUGCGCCGGACGCGCAGCUCAACAACGUGCUCUCGCGGUCCUGCCACAACUUUGCCGGCGCCGUCCGCCUCUUGCCCGUCUAUGACGUCGACAGCGCGUCGACGCCCGCCAUGUGCAACAUUGUGCCGUCGAUCAAGCAGAUCUUCCAGCGCAUCGACACGCCGUCGCAGGUCGGAAGCUGCCCGCUCAACAAGGAAGCCGACCUCCGGUUCGCCUACUUUUCCAAGCACAUUGUGCAGCCGCUGCUCGACCACCCGACCAAGCACACGAUGAUCUUCGUGCCGUCGUACUUUGACUUUGUCCGCGUCCGCAACCUCUUUGCCGAGCACAAGAAGCUCAUCAACGUGGUCGCCAUCUCCGAGUACUCGACUGACGCGCAGAUCUCCCGCGCCCGUACGCAUUUCUUCCACGGGCGCAUCAACGUGUUUCUGAUCUCGGAGCGCUUUCACUUUUACAAGCAGUACCGGAUCCGCGGUGUGCACCAAGUGUUUUGGUACGCGCCGCCGUCGCUCGGCCCGUUCUACGCCGAAGUGCUCAACGCGAUGGGCGCGGCGGACGAGGCCGACGCCGAGAGUCUCAAGAGCGUCGUUCUCUUCAGCCCCUGGGACACGCUCCGCGUGCAGCAGAUCGCAGGGUCCAAGCGCGCGGCCCGCAUGACGCGGUCGGGCGGCGACACCAAGUCUAUCUACAUGUUUUGCUAGACAUAUAAUAUACACGCUUGCUCGACGUCCUA